GAUUGGCUGAAGCUUCCGCACUGCUCGUGAGUUCUGCCGUUGAGACGGAAAAGCGGUUGGGGGCACGAGGCUUCGCUCAGAAGGCGAAGUUACUGAAGAAAAGAGAUAGUCUUACGUUGUUAGAGGGUCCUAGAGGCAGCUGACUAUGGCUGGGGCCGUAGGGUCCAGGGGGUCGGCCUUCCUCGGAGACUUUAAAUUUGGCGCUGUGGACACGCAGACGAUCGAAGACGCCCUGCUCCACCUGGCUCAGGAGAAUGAGAGGGCGAUGCGAGAAGCUCGGGGACAGACGGGCAGCUUCAGGGAGACCCGGAUCGUGGAGUUCAUUUUUCUCCUGUCUGAACAAUGGUGCCUGGAAAAAUCCGUGAGCUACCAGGCAGUAGAAAUCCUAGAAAGGUUCAUGGUUAAGCAGGCAGAAAGCAUCUGCAGCCAAGCAGCACCUGUGGUGAGAGGUAGUGAGAAAGCAGAGGCCUGGAGCUGGAGGGCCCGGAAAGAACAGCUCUGCAAUACAUUUGUCCUUCGACUUGUGUCAUGUGUUCAGCUGGCAAGCAAACUUUCCUUCCACUACAAAAUAGUCAGCAAUGUUACAGUCCUGAAUUUCCUUCAGGCCCUGGGGUACCUUUAUACUAAAGAAGAACUACUGGAGUCAGAACUUGCCAUUUUGAAGUCUUUAAACUUCCAAAUCAAUCUACCUACUCCUCUGGCAUAUGUGGAAAUGCUCCUGGAAGUUUUAGGGUAUAAUGGCUGUUUGGUCUCCGCCAAACAGCUUCAUGGAACCUGCUUAACAUUGCUUGACUUGGUCUAUCUCCUGCAUGAGCCUAUCUAUGAGAGCCUGCUGAGGGUAUCAUUUGAGAACUCCACACCCAUGGAGCAGCAGGGGGGAAAAUUUGUAUCCGUGAAAGAAGACUUCAUGCUUUUGGCAGUUGGGAUCAUUGCAGCCAGUGCUUUCAUCCAGAACCAGGAAUGGUGGGGCCAGGUAGUGGAGCACUUACAUAGCAUCACUGGCAUUGCCACUGAGGGCAUUGCUGAGUUUUCAUAUGCAAUCCUGAUGCAUGGGGUAGGAGCCAGCACCCCAGUUCGACAGCAACCUGGCCUGUACCACCUGGCAGCCAGACCACUGAGGGCUGCUGCCACUUGCAACAUGUGAAGCUGACUGUGAGUUUCCAGAUUAUCAGACUCCAGGUCAUGAAUUGUGCCACACCCCCUCUCCCUCCCAAUCUGUUC
Gracilinanus agilis (Agile Gracile Mouse Opossum) is the source of this 1221-nucleotide messenger RNA. It is a transcript of the gene CNTD1, whose product is annotated as cyclin N-terminal domain containing 1. The transcript has 7 exons. The record is from RefSeq and is a predicted model, not a curated record. Gene Ontology annotation, cellular component: site of double-strand break. Lineage: Eukaryota; Metazoa; Chordata; Mammalia; Didelphimorphia; Didelphidae. Bases 146 to 1144 code for a protein of 332 amino acids. Gene Ontology annotation, biological process: reciprocal meiotic recombination.